CCUGUGCAAAGUCUAAGGGGUUUCCAGUCACUGGUGGCUUUCUGUUUACUUUGCGGAACUGUUUGCUCUAUGGGGACAGAAGGUGACAGUAGUGCUCCCUGUGCAGGCUUCCUAUGGAUCUAGGAGCCUCCACUAGAUCCCCCAUCAUAUAGAGAAAAGCAAGAUGUCCAGGACACGGUCCUGGAGGAUGCCAGCAGAGCUCAUUCUCCUCUGCGCUGCCCUGUGUUGUCUCAGCUUGCCUGGCUACCGAGGGGAAAGGCUGCACUCUCUUGAGUCAAAUGCAGCCAACGGGAGCUUUGCCAAGAGUAGACAGACUCGGAGUGUGGAUGGCACGCCGAUGCCCAUUGACUGUGAAUUGUCCAGCUGGUCUUCCUGGACCACGUGUGAUUCCUGUCAGAAGAAAAGGUACAGACACGCCUCCCUGCUCCAGCCCUCUCAGUUCUAUGGGGAACCAUGUGACUUCUCUGACAAGGAAGCUGAAGACUGUGUUACCAACAGACCAUGCAGAAGCCAAGUGCGAUGUGAAGGCUUUGUGUGUGCACAGACAGGGAGGUGUGUAAACCGCAGACUUCUUUGCAAUGGGGACAACGACUGUGGAGACCAGUCAGAUGAGGCAAAUUGUAGGAGGGUUUAUAAAAAAUGUCAGCAUGAAAUGGACCAAUACUGGGCAAUUGGCAGUCUGGCCAGUGGGAUAAAUUUGUUCACGAACCGUUUGGAGGGCCCAGUUCUCGACCACAGGUACUACGCCGGGGGAUGCUCCCCCCACUACAUACUGAACACAAGGUUUAGGAAGCCGUACAACGUGGAGAGUUACACCCCGCAGACCCAAGGAAAAUAUGAAUUUGCACUGACAGAAUAUGAGUCGUACUCAGAUUUUGAACAUAAUAUUACACAGAGAGAAACUAGCAUGUCUAGUUCCAGCUUUGGUUUUAAAAUUCCUGGAAUAUUUGAACUUGGCAUUAAUAGUGCAAGUGGUAACGCCAAACAUUUUCUAAGCAGGAUCAAGCGAUUUUCUCAUACUAAAAGCUCAUUUCUGCAUGCGCGCUCCGACCUUGAAGUGGCACAUUACAAGCUGAAACCCAGAAGCCUUAUGCUUCAUUAUGAGUUCCUUCAGAGAGUCAAGCAGCUGCCUGUGGAGUACGGCUACGGCGAGUACAGAGAUCUCUUCCGCGAUUUCGGGACGCACUACAUCACAGAGGCCGUGCUCGGGGGCAUUUAUGAAUAUACACUCAUCAUGAACAAAGAGGCCAUGGAGAGAGCAGAUUACUCUCUCAAGGAUGUCCGUUCCUGUGCUAUGAAUGGUUUUAAAAUCGGUGCUGCCAUCAAAGCGGUCUACGUCUCACUGGGUGUGUCAGUGGGCUCAUGCCAGGGUAUCCUGAAGGAAAUAAAAGAAAGAAACAACAGAAACACUAUGGUGGAGGACUUGGUGGUCCUUGUGCGAGGAGGAGCAAGUGAGUACAUUACUGCCCUGGCAUAUAAGGACCUGCCCACAGCAGACCUGAUGCAGGAGUGGGGGGACGCCGUGCAGUACAACCCAGACAUCAUCAAAAUUAAGGCAGAACCGCUGUAUGAACUGGUGACAGCCACAGACUUCGCCUACUCCAGCACGGUGAGGCAGAACAUGAAGCGGGCUCUGGAGGAAUUCCAGAAGGAAGUCAGCUCCUGCCACUGUGCUCCCUGCCAAGGGAAUGGAGUCCCUGUCCUGAAAGGGUCCCACUGUGACUGCAUCUGUCCUGCUGGAUCCCAAGGCCCAGCCUGUGAGGUCACCAAGCACGAAAAUGAAGAAACAGGGCCAAUGGGUUGUGACUUGCCCAGUGGUCACACAGUUGCAAAAUGCUCAGAGCUGCACCACCACUAGGCCCAUCACCAGUAGGCCCCAUGCAGAGACCUGCCCGGGAGGGUACAACUGUGCAGCCACAGGAUCUCUACUGAAUGGAGAAGACCUUGGACACCUCCAACUCCAGCCUUCUCAUUUUACAAAUGAGGAGGCCCAGAGAUAUUAAGUAAUGUACUCAGAAUUACACUGUGAGUUAUAGGCUCAGCUAGACACAUGAUACAUAAUGGUGAAUGUAAUUGAUUAUUUGCCAAUCUCAUCAACAACCAAAAUUUCCUCAAGGGAAAGGCAAAUGUCGGGAAGGGGAGUGCACAGGGUUUGUUAUUACCUCAUUUAAAUGCACAGCACUCACAAUAGAUAACAUGGCUCCCAUUAUACAUUGCAAAGAAGUAAACUAUCCAUCAUCCCUGUAGCUGGGACCUGUCUAAGCUGGAAACCAUUCAUUCAUUCAACAAAUAUUUGCUAAGGGUCUCUCAUGUGCCGGCUUAGAUGCUGGAGUUCAGUGAUGAGCAAAAGGGUUCCUGUCAUGGAGAUUGCCCUUUAGAAAGAAAAAUCAACACCAUUUGAAUUGUCCUAAAAAUACAUUUAAGGUUUCUGUUGUAACUGCUAUAAAAUGGUCUGAGAGCUUAAACUACAAAGAAUUGACGGGGAGUUACAGGUUAGGGAAGGUUUCCCUGCAGAAAUAAUACUUAAACUGAGAUCUGAAGGGAGAAUAGAAUUGGCUGGAUGAAUGGAAAAGGGAAGGGUAUCCUGGGCCGGGGGAACAGCGUGUGCAAAGGCCCUUUGGCAGAGGGGAGCAUGGUGAGCACAGUGGCCUCAAAGAAGGGCAGUUGACUGACUCAGGGGGAUGAGAGCCUGAGGGUCCCAAAGCCUUUUGCUUUAUGCCCUCCACCCCACACAUAGGGCACCAGAGUGUCAUAAGGGCUA
Molecule: messenger RNA, 2761 nt
Organism: Manis javanica (Malayan pangolin)
Lineage: Eukaryota; Metazoa; Chordata; Mammalia; Pholidota; Manidae
Gene: C8B
Product: complement C8 beta chain
Biological process (GO): complement activation
Cellular component (GO): membrane attack complex
Molecular function (GO): protein binding
Source: RefSeq, a predicted model, not a curated record